Brassica rapa (field mustard) is the source of this 2281-nucleotide messenger RNA. Its product is annotated as auxin efflux carrier component 3. Lineage: Eukaryota; Viridiplantae; Streptophyta; Magnoliopsida; Brassicales; Brassicaceae. Gene Ontology annotation, molecular function: auxin efflux transmembrane transporter activity. Gene Ontology annotation, cellular component: endoplasmic reticulum; plasma membrane. The record is from RefSeq and is a predicted model, not a curated record. Gene Ontology annotation, biological process: auxin polar transport; auxin export across the plasma membrane.
CACUCCUUAAAUUAUAUCCUCAGAGCCAAAGUUGCUCACUCCUUCCACACAUGCUCCAAGUCCCCACCUUCUUCUUCUUCUUCAGUCUCCUUUCAUACCUCCACACCAUUGCUUAACGUUUUUCUCUCUAAUCAACCAGAAAGAAGAUGAUCUCGUGGCACGACCUCUACACGGUCCUCACGGCCGUGAUACCUCUCUACGUCGCUAUGAUCCUCGCCUACGGCUCUGUAAGGUGGUGGAAAAUCUUCUCUCCCGAUCAAUGCUCCGGAAUCAACCGUUUCGUGGCCAUAUUCGCCGUCCCCCUCCUCUCCUUCCACUUCAUCUCCACCAACAAUCCAUACGCCAUGAACCUCCGUUUCAUCCCUGAGACGGCUGCUUCCAUCGUUUCCUUCAAAGUUGAAUCCGACGUGGUUUCCCUCGACGGUCAUGACUUUCUUGAGACGGACGCGGAGAUCGGUAACGACGGGAAGCUUCACGUCACCGUGAGGAAAUCAAACGCUUCCCGUCGUUCGUUCUGCGGGCCGAACAUGACUCCCCGGCCGUCUAAUCUCACCGGAGCUGAGAUUUACAGCUUAAGCACCACUCCUAGAGGCUCAAACUUCAACCAGUCAGACUUCUAUUCGAUGAUGGGUUUCCCGGGCGGCCGUCUCUCCAACUUCGGGCCGGCGGACAUGUACUCCAUGCAGUCUUCAAGGGGCCCCACUCCAAGACCUUCGAAUUUCGAGGAGAAUUGCGCCAUGGCUUCCUCCCCGAAAUUUGGGUAUCACCCAGGAGGAGGAGGCGGGUCUUACCCGGCUCCAAAUCCUGAGUUCUCUUCAACAUCUACAGCCAACAAAGUCGUCAAUAAAACUCCUAAAGACACCAACACGAAUCAGCAGACGAAUCUUCACACCGACGGUAAGUCAAACAAUCAUGACGCUAGCUCCAAGGAACUACACAUGUUCGUGUGGAGCUCCAACGGGUCACCAGUUUCAGACCGGGCGGGUCUUAACGCCCCUGAUUCGGGAUCAAACAAUGAACAGGGUGGAAGAUCUGACCAAGGUGCCAAAGAGAUCCGGAUGUUAGUCCCCGACCAAUCUCAGAACAGCGAAAACAAAGCUCUGGCUCGUCCGGCGAGUGGUGACUUCGGAGGUGAACCAGUUAGUAUCACCCGAAGAGAAGAAGGAGAGAGAGCAAAAGACGCUGAGAAUGGACUGAACAAACCUAUACCUAAUGCGCUGCUACAAUCGAAGACAGGACUCGGAGCCGUCCCUGGAGGUGAAGCAAGUCAAGGGAAACAUAUGCCGCCUGCGAGCGUGAUGACGAGGCUGAUACUGAUCAUGGUGUGGAGGAAGUUAAUCAGAAACCCAAACACUUACUCUAGCCUCAUUGGCCUCAUCUGGGCUCUGGUUGCUUUCCGGUGGCAUGUGGCAAUGCCCAAAAUUAUACAGCAAUCUAUCUCCAUUCUAUCUGAUGCUGGUCUUGGAAUGGCAAUGUUCAGUUUGGGGUUGUUCAUGGCAUUGCAACCCAAAUUAAUCGCUUGUGGGAACUCAGUGGCAACAUUUGCGAUGGCGGUUAGGUUCCUCACAGGUCCGGCCGUGAUGGCAGUUGCCUCAAUAGCUAUUGGAUUGCGUGGUGAUUUACUGCGUGUCGCCAUUGUUCAGGCCGCAUUGCCUCAAGGGAUUGUACCGUUUGUGUUUGCCAAAGAGUACAAUGUUCAUCCUGCUAUUUUAAGUACAGGGGUAAUAUUCGGAAUGCUUAUAGCGCUUCCUAUCACGCUGGUUUACUAUAUUCUACUCGGGUUAUGAGCUUUUGAUUACGUGAACGCUUAAAAUGGAUCAAUUGUAGAGAGAACGAAGAAAAUAACACAAGAGAGUGUUUCAACUUGUGGGUGGAACAAACUAAAAGCUUAGAGCAUAUAAGUAAAACUAGAGCGUAGCGUGAUUUAAGGAUGAUGAUGCGUACAUCACAAACCAAGAAACCCUUUCUUCUCCAUAUUUAACAUAUAGAAUAUUGGGGAAUAGAAUAAGAGUGAGACAGUGGGACGCAUAUAAGGAGGAGCAAAACAUGGGGCAACGAGACAACAAAGAUGAAUAAAAAAUCGAGAAAGAAGACAACUUAUUAUUUUUGUAAUUUUUUGUGACGAGCAAAAUCCUGUUUUGAUGUGUUCUUUGAUUAGAUUUUGGGUAACUUAUGAAUUGAUUACUGUGAGUUUUUUUUUUAAUUAGCGAAGAAAAGUGUGGUUUUGAAUCUUCCUAGUUGAAGUUUUCAGGUAAGCAAAUUAAAUAACGCUUUUAAAGCA